Coffea eugenioides is the source of this 1355-nucleotide messenger RNA. RefSeq names its product probable serine/threonine-protein kinase PBL23. Gene Ontology annotation, molecular function: ATP binding; protein kinase activity. Bases 1 to 1212 code for a protein of 403 amino acids. Lineage: Eukaryota; Viridiplantae; Streptophyta; Magnoliopsida; Gentianales; Rubiaceae. Gene Ontology annotation, biological process: protein phosphorylation. The record is from RefSeq and is a predicted model, not a curated record. The transcript has 5 exons.
AUGAACUGUUUCUCGUGUUGUUUGUCAGAAGAAAAAAAUCACAAAAGGUCUCUGAGAAAAAGCAUUGAGGAAUUCAAAAAGAGCAUCCAGGAGCACCAAGAAACAAGGACUAUAGCCUCAUUCGCUAACAUUUCCUUUAAAUCUGAUAGCAGCAAAAGGAGGUAUAUAUGUGAAGAAAUUGAAAAAAUCGGAAAACAGAAUAUUUCAGCUCAGAUUUUCACAUUCCGAGAAUUAUCCCUUGCUACUGAUAACUUCAAUGCUGAACGUUUGAUUGGUGAAGGAGGUUUCGGUAGAGUGUACAAAGGGCAAAUUCAAGGCAAAGAUACAGAGGUUGCUGUCAAGCAAUUAGACAGGAAUGGAUUCCAAGGAAACAGGGAAUUUCUUGUGGAGGUCCUGAUUUUGAGUCUUCUUCAUCAUCCUAACCUUGUCAAUUUGGUAGGAUACUGUUGUGAUGGUGAUCAGAGGGUGUUAGUUUACGAAUACAUGGCCAAUGGCUCACUUGAAGAUCACCUUCUCGACAUAGGUCCAGAAAGAAAGCCUCUUGAUUGGAACACUAGGAUGAAAAUAGCUGAAGGCGCAGCAAGAGGGCUAGAAUACUUGCAUGAAACGGCAAACCCUCCAGUGAUUUACCGUGAUUUUAAAGCAUCUAACAUACUUUUAGACGAAGACUUCAAUCCGAAGCUUUCUGACUUCGGACUUGCCAAGUUAGGUCCAACAGGUGAUAAGACCCAUGUAUCUACCAGAGUAAUGGGAACAUAUGGCUACUGCGCGCCUGAGUAUGCUUUAACAGGCCAAUUGACAGCUAAGUCUGAUGUAUACAGCUUUGGCGUAGUGUUCUUGGAGAUGAUCACAGGAAGGAGAGUCAUUGACAAUUCAAGACCAAGUGAAGAACAGAACCUGAUUCAGUGGGCUCAACCGUUGUUCAAAGACAAGAAGAAGUUUCAUUUAAUGGCAGAUCCUUUGCUUGAAGGAAACUACCCUGUUAAGGCACUAUACCAAGCUCUUGCAGUUGCAGCAAUGUGCCUCCAGGAAGAAGCUACAACUCGACCUUUGAUUAGUGAUGUAGUGACUGCUUUGGCAUACCUAUCUACAGGCGAUGAAGAUGCCGAGGGUAAUGCAGAAGACACCAAAAAAUCCACCAAUGAAGGGGCAAAUGAUGUACAUAACCUUCAGCACAGUCCAUCAAAGACGCAGCAAGGGGAAACCAUAUGAUUCCAGUCUUCUAAUGUAAAAUGCCAUAGCAUGGCUCAAACCAUGGCUUCAAUUGAUAUUCCCCACUCAAUUCUUUCGCGUUUCCCUUGGAUUCCUAAGUCGUUAUGGAUAGUUGUUCUUCAUCCGCAUGGAUGUACAAGGGA